Molecule: messenger RNA, 309 nt
Organism: Arachis duranensis
Lineage: Eukaryota; Viridiplantae; Streptophyta; Magnoliopsida; Fabales; Fabaceae
Product: glycine-rich cell wall structural protein 1.0-like
Exons: 2
Coding region: 1-309 (102 amino acids)
Source: RefSeq, a predicted model, not a curated record
AUGAGGAAGCACCCUGAUCGCCAGUACCGUGGCUUCUUUAAGCCACCAACUUUCACGUCCUCUGCUGCCGCCACCGCCGCUGCUACUGGUGGUGCCACCACCCAGGGCUCUGCGGAGGGAGGAAGUAGUGCCGCUUCUGGCGAAGGAGGAAGUGCUGGCGCCGCCGGGCAAGUUGGAGAAGGCGGAGCAUUUGAUCUCAACCAGCCAAUUGGAGGAGCCGGCGGUGGUGGUGAAGGAGGGAACGGUGAUGAAGGAAAAGAUUUAGGGUUUGAUCUCAAUAAGCCUGCCGAUGAAGAAGACAAGGCAUGA